GAACUCUCCACAAGGGACUAUAAGAGGAGAGAUUAGGAAAGGGGUACCCACAAAGCCCCCAAGGCUGCUGCAGACAUCCACUUGCCUACUUGCAGCAUGGCAUUUCUCUUUCAUGGUACUUUCCUCCUGCUGCUGGUCUCCAUCCGUGGAGGUCCAGUGCUGGGCGCGGAAAUCGUGGGAGGAAGACAAGCUGUGCCUCACUCUCGCCCAUACAUAGCAUCUCUGCAGCAGCGCAAUCACUUCUGUGGGGGGACGCUGAUCCAUCCUCAAUUUGUGAUGACUGCUGCCCACUGCCUGAGUGGCAUGAACCCUCAGCGUGUGCAGGUGGUGUUGGGAGCCCACAACUUGAAAAGGCGAGAGCCCACCCAGCAGAGGUUUCAAAUCCAGAGAGUCUUUGAGAACGGCUUCAACCCUCAGACUCUGCAGAAUGAUAUUGUAAUCCUGCAGCUGAACCGCAGAGCUACCAUCAAUGCCAAUGUCCAGGUGGUCCAGCUCCCCCAGCAAGGCCAGAACUUGGAAGCUGGAACCCAGUGUCUGGCCAUGGGGUGGGGCCAACUGGGCAACAACAGAAACCCACCUUCGAAGCUGCAGGAACUCAAUGUGACCACUGUCACCAGUCGCUGCCCCAGCCACAACCUCUGUACGCUGGUACCCCGACGCCGAGCCGGAAUCUGUUUUGGAGACUCUGGGGGACCCUUGAUCUGUAAUGGAGUAGUCUACGGCAUCGACUCCUUUGUUCGAGGAGGCUGUGCCUCUGGCUUCUUCCCUGAUGGCUUUGCCCGGGUCUCCCAGUAUGUCCAGUGGAUUAACUCCAUCAUACGGCCUCGGAGAAUCCACGCCCAGUGGUCUUGGAGAAGGAAAGCCACACGGAGGGAGGGGCUUUUCUAACCCACUUUACCCUCUCCCCACCAUGCUGCUGCAUACAUAUGUAUACUUUCCCAUACCAUAAAUGUCACAAUAAAACUGUCUCCCAAUUGUCUUCUCUAGUUGGCA
This is a messenger RNA of Dromiciops gliroides (monito del monte), 993 nucleotides long. It is a transcript of the gene ELANE, whose product is annotated as elastase, neutrophil expressed. The transcript has 5 exons. Bases 97 to 888 code for a protein of 263 amino acids. The record is from RefSeq and is a predicted model, not a curated record. Lineage: Eukaryota; Metazoa; Chordata; Mammalia; Microbiotheria; Microbiotheriidae. Gene Ontology annotation, molecular function: serine-type endopeptidase activity. Gene Ontology annotation, biological process: acute inflammatory response to antigenic stimulus; proteolysis.